Aspergillus saccharolyticus JOP 1030-1 is the source of this 2556-nucleotide messenger RNA. RefSeq names its product putative ATP-dependent RNA helicase (gene dbp7). Gene Ontology annotation, cellular component: nucleus. The transcript has a single exon. Lineage: Eukaryota; Fungi; Ascomycota; Eurotiomycetes; Eurotiales; Aspergillaceae. Gene Ontology annotation, biological process: ribosome biogenesis. The record is from RefSeq and is a predicted model, not a curated record. The coding region runs from base 128 to 2497 and encodes 789 amino acids. Gene Ontology annotation, molecular function: ATP binding; nucleic acid binding.
CGCAAAACAGAGUCUGGACUCAGAAAAGAAAAGAAGAAAAACUUCAACCACAAAACAGGAUCUCCCUUCACCAUCCUCCGUCUUUUCCCUAUCCACAUACACAAUCCCACCAAACCCUACUCUUAAAAUGGCCGACGACGGCCUCCUCCUAAACUUCACCCUAGGAGGCGACACCGUCCUCAAACCAACCACGACGAAGGUGAAAGGCGGCACUUGGCGCGACCGACUCAGCGCAAAGAAAAUCGCCGCCAACCGCAAGACCCCGCGCGACCCCAACGCUCCGAAACCCGAAUCCAAGAACCCGAAUCGCAUUGCCGUAUCAUCAUCGCGACCCGUCAAGCGCCAACGGACGGACGACUCCGGUGCAGCCCCUUCCCCACACUCCUCGCGGCAACACAACACGACCCAAAACCAGUCGGCUCGGCCGUUUGUCUCGUCGCUAUUCACAAAGAACCCCGUUCCGCAGAAUGUGGAGGAGACUAACAACAAAGACGGGGGGGAGGAGGUGGAGGAGGCGAAGCCGACGAAUGCCCCGUUGAUUGAUGGGUUGGAUACGUUCACGAACUUGGGACUCUCCGAAACGCUGGCGGCGCAUUUGCUGACCAAGUUGGGAGUAAAGGCGCCGACGGCGAUUCAAAAGGCCUCGAUCUCCCAGCUGCUGAAGGAGGAGAGUGAUGCGUUUAUCCAGGCGGAGACCGGGUCGGGAAAGACGAUGGCGUAUCUGCUGCCGCUGGUGCAGCGGUUGAUGACGAUCUCGAAGGCGUCGGCGGGGGCGGGCAUGCCGUUGGCCAAGGGCAGUGCGUCUGCGGCAGACUCGUCGGUCGUGCACCGUGACAGCGGGCUGUUUGCUAUUGUGCUGGCGCCGACGCGUGAGUUGUGCAAGCAGAUUGCGGUCGUGCUGGAGGGGUUGUUGCGGUGCGCGCACUGGAUCGUGGCGGGGACGGUGAUCGGUGGUGAGAAGAAGAAGUCUGAGAAGGCGCGGUUGCGGAAGGGGUUGAAUAUUCUUGUCGCCACGCCCGGUCGGUUGGCGGAUCACCUGGAGAACACGCAGGCGCUGGACGUGAGUAACGUGCGGUGGUUGGUGCUGGACGAGGGCGAUCGGUUGAUGGAGCUGGGGUUCGAGAAGGAGCUGCAGGGGAUUAUUCAGAAGCUGGAUGCACGGCAGCGGCCGAGUCGCAUCCCGGGUGUGCCGACGAAGCGGACGACAAUCUUGUGUUCGGCGACACUCAAAAUGAACGUGCAGAAACUGGGCGAGAUCAGUCUGAAGGAUGCUAUCCAUGUGCAGGCGGACCCGGCCGACGAGGACCCCGACGCCCAGAAACACAAGGACGAGGACGAGGCAUUCCGCGUCCCCGCGCAGCUGAAGCAGUCGUACGCGAUCGUCGCCGCCAAGCUGCGACUGGUCUCGCUGACGGCCUUCAUGAAGCGAACGUUCAUGCGCAAGGGCUCCGUGAUGAAGGCAAUCGUGUUCGUGUCGUGUGCGGACUCUGUGGAUUUCCACUUCGAGCUGUUCACGCGCAAGCUGAAGGACGAGGAGGAGGCAGAGAAAAAUCCCGAGAGUGACAGCGAUAGCAACUCUGACUCGAGCGAGGACGACGAAGACGACGACGACGAGGACAAGCAGAAGAAACAGCAGCACAAGGCCAACGAGCACGGCACCGUCGCACUGGCCACCGCAUUCUCCAACCCCUCCAAUCCCGUCAUGCUGCACAAACUGCACGGCUCGCUGCCGCAGCACGUCCGCACUGCAACGCUCGGCGCAUUCGCGCGCAGCCGCGAAGCCUCGGUGCUGAUCUGUACCGACGUGGCCUCGCGCGGUCUCGACCUGCCCAACGUCGACCUGGUUGUGGAGUACGAUCCGGCGUUCAGCGCGGAGGAUCACUUGCAUCGUAUCGGACGGACAGCGCGUCUUGGUCGGGAUGGCCGCGCCCUGCUUUUCCUAAUGCCUGGCUGCGAGGAGAACUACGUCGACAUCCUCAAGCGCGGCUACCGCGACGGGGGCAAGGCGCUGCAGCGACUGAACGCGGAUGACAUCCUGAAGCGCGGGUUUGGCGGGAACGUGCAGGCGCAGAGCAAGGACUGGGAGGUCAAGACGACUGACUGGCAGAUGGACGUCGAGCGGUGGGCGGUCGACAACCCGCAGUACCUGGAAAUGGCGCGGCGGGCGUACCAGUCGCACAUCCGGGCGUACGCGACGCACGUCGCCAGCGAGCGCCACAUGUUCAACAUCAAGGAGCUGCACCUGGGCCACCUGGCCAAGAGUUUUGCGCUGCGCGACCGACCCAGCAAGAUCAAUGUGCCGGGGCUGCGGCAGAGCACGAGCGACGCCAAGAAGGACUUCAAGGCGGCGCGCAGCACGGUGGGAGGGAAGAAGCGGAAGGCGGGCGAUGAUGAUGAUAAUUCUCGGGGCGCGACGGAUGUAUCUCUGGCGGCGCAGAAGAUGAGAGCGAAGAUGAAGGAGCAUAUGGCGGGGGCGAACGAGUUCAACCUUGCUUAACCGCUGGAAUUUAUCAUGUAAAUAGUCAAUGAAAAGCACUCGUUGCAGGCUAAUAGAUA